Molecule: messenger RNA, 1369 nt
Organism: Capsicum annuum
Lineage: Eukaryota; Viridiplantae; Streptophyta; Magnoliopsida; Solanales; Solanaceae
Product: transcription factor-like protein DPA
Exons: 10
Coding region: 156-941 (261 amino acids)
Biological process (GO): regulation of cell cycle; regulation of transcription by RNA polymerase II
Cellular component (GO): nucleus; transcription regulator complex
Molecular function (GO): RNA polymerase II transcription regulatory region sequence-specific DNA binding; DNA-binding transcription factor activity, RNA polymerase II-specific
Source: RefSeq, a predicted model, not a curated record
CACUUCCAUCUAAUGGGACGGAGGGAGUAGUAUAUAUAGCAUACAGAAUAGCGGGAACACACGCCUUUGACUUUAAGGUUCGUCAUAGUCAAAGAUCUCUUCUUGUUGAUCCUUGUCUUCGUGGACACUCAAACUUUCAGGUAAUUUGCUUGUAAAUGAUGGAUGUCAAAACCUCUGCAAGCACUUUUGAAGGAUUCAAUCAGAGAUGUUCCAAGGGCAAGAGUUCAUUCCGAGCUACAACGGGUUGUGAUGACAAAUUUUUGCAUGUUAAGCAGCAUGCUCAAACUAGUGACACGGCAAAGCUGAAGAAAGGCUCAAAAAUUGUCGAAGGAGGUCUAAGACAAUACAGUAUAAUGGUUUGUAAGAAGGUGGAAGAUAAGGGGCGAAUCACAUACGGUGAGGUUGCAGACGAGAUCAUAGCCGAAUUUAUGGCAACAGAUAGCAAUUCCUCAGUUCCCAUUAGUGAGUCAGAUGAGAAGAAUGUACGUAGACGAGUGUAUGAUUCACUCAAUGUCCUUAUGGCCCUCGACGUUAUAGAAAGAGAUAGAAAGGAGAUCCAUUGGAAGGGCCUUCCUAAUUCAGAUGCAAGGGACAUGGAGGAAAUUAAGAUGCUGCAUGCAGAAUUAAUGGCUAAGAUUGGGAAGAAAGCUGCAUAUCUGCAGGACUUGGAAGAGCAACUUGCAAAUCUGCAAAAUCUUAAGCUGCGGAAUGAAAAAUUGUGUAAAUCUACGAAAGGCUCUUCACAAGGGGUCUCUUUGCCAUUUGUACUUGUUCAGACUGCUCGCCAUGCUAAGCUUAAUAUUGAGAUCUCGGAGGAUAAUCAGUUGGUCCACUUUGACUUUGAAAGUUUUAUUUUCACUUUGCACGACGAUGCUGAUGUCCUCAAAUUGAUGCGCCAUCAUGGGCUCUUAGAGAGCAAAAGUGUAUCUCCAACUUCGUAGAUACACUCAUCUUAUAGCUAGUCCUGAUGUCGCUUCAGCAGGCAGCAAAUCAUUGUACUGGAACUCCUGAAUUGGCACGUCCAAAUGAUAUUUUGUCAAAUCGACAUAGAGACUCCAGAAUUAGUCACACAGUAUUUCUACCUCUCAGAAUACAUGGUCAUACAUGGCUUUAGUACAGCUUAUGUAGAAGUUAAAAGGGCUGGUAAUUAUAUUUGUUGCAUUUGCAACACUCAAAUAGGCUGACACCAUGCCUUGGUAGUUUUUGGUUAUUUUCUGGAAAAUGUCUAUAAGAUUUUGGUGAACAGAAAUGUACUUACUGCAUUUCAUGUUUUCUUUGGCUGCAAUACAUCCAUUGUCCUUAAAUUUGCCAAUAAAUUUUACGUAGAUGCUCGAAUUGGGGUUUGUUCCAAUUGAGCACUUGAAUACAU